Pungitius pungitius (ninespine stickleback) is the source of this 724-nucleotide messenger RNA. RefSeq names its product mitochondrial ribosomal protein L51 (gene mrpl51). Bases 186 to 581 code for a protein of 131 amino acids. Gene Ontology annotation, cellular component: mitochondrial large ribosomal subunit. Gene Ontology annotation, molecular function: structural constituent of ribosome. The transcript is spliced from 4 exons. Gene Ontology annotation, biological process: translation. The record is from RefSeq and is a predicted model, not a curated record. Lineage: Eukaryota; Metazoa; Chordata; Actinopteri; Perciformes; Gasterosteidae.
CCUGCCUAGCCGUUGCUUUGCAUUGUGGGAUAUAACACAAGUAAGAUGGAGGUGGCCUCUAACAGCAGGUUGAAGACUCAAUAACGUGUCAAGUGUUGUAUGUCAGCACACAGAGACACUGUAUGUGUUGUAGAAAUUACAAUAAACGUGGGACUAGAUCGCAGCUGGACGUGUAAACAGGGACGAUGUCUGUUGUCGGAGUCUUACUGAAAGCUGGAGCGUCCUUCUGUCAGUCCGCUGGGUCCCUGCUCGGCACAGCCAGAACCCUCUAUACCGGAACAUGCUGUCAGAUAAGGAUGCAUGCGAUCCCUCAGCUGAAGACGGUGGACAGGUGGACUGAGAAGAGGAGCAUGUUUGGUGUCUAUGAUAACAUCGGCAUCUUGGGUGACUUUAAAGCUCAUCCAAAAGACCUCAUUGUCGCACCCUGCUGGCUGAAGGGUUUCAAAGGCAAUGAAAUGCUACGUCUAGCCAGGAAGAAGAAGAUGGUGGGUGACCGAAUGAUGACUCUGGACAAACACAACUUGGAGAAGAGGAUCCGCUUCCUCUACAGACGCUUCAAUCGCACUGGCAAACGGCGCUAACGUUGGACAAACCAUACCGUCAAAUGCGUUUGACCCAUCAAUAAGGACUGUUUAGUCAAUCUGUGUGAUGUCAUGUUGUUGAACUUCUGUAAAGAUGCUUUUUUUCAUCAUCAAAUUCAUAUAAAGGCAAGCUUUGUGUUUCA